AUGAGAGAAUGCCCAGCAACCAUCGAACAGUUCCUUGCAGCAUGUGAAGCAUGGAAUCUUGAGGAAGUACAUCAAGCCGUGGAAGCUGGCUUUUGUGUUGAUGAGUUCGACGAUGACCACGUCACUGGACUGCAGAUGGCUGCUGCAACCGGCAAUAUUGGAAUUGUUCGUGCAAAAUUCAUCUUCACAGUACAGUACUUACUUGAUCGAGGUGCGGAUAUUGAGAAAAGCAAUCAAGUGGGAAUGACGGCGCUUCAUCAUGCUGCCAACAAUGGACAUGCCAAUAUUGUCCGGAUUCUUGUACAGCGUGGUGCCAACUACCAAAAAUUGACGUAUCUUGGCGCGUCAGCAAUGACAUUAGCAGCAGGAAGUGGACACAUAGACGUUGUUAAACUGCUCCUGGAUCUUCGAGUGAAUAUAAAUCCAUCGCAUACAGCGCUUUGUCCGACCCCUACUAUUGCUGCUGCUUUCCGAAAACAUACACAUAUUUGUGCAUUGCUAUCCCACAGAGGUGCUUACAUAGACGCUAACAUUCAGCGCUUAUCAAAUCUAUCAGCUUUGUCAGCAGCCAUUUCAUGCAACGCAAUAACGGUAGUAGGAGCCCUGCUCGAGCUCGGCGCUAACCUUUCAUUUCGAUCACUGAAUGGACUGAAUGCGAUGGAACUUGCGCAGCAGCUCCAUCGAGAUGAAGUGAUCGCUGUACUGAAUUCGGCAAUUCGGAGCGCGCCAAAAGGUGGGUGUCACCAAAUUUUCUCGUUGGAUUAG
Molecule: messenger RNA, 765 nt
Organism: Gongylonema pulchrum
Lineage: Eukaryota; Metazoa; Nematoda; Chromadorea; Rhabditida; Gongylonematidae
Source: the annotation of a GenBank genome assembly